GACGUGCUUUAUAGGCGGCAUAAAGCGAAAGUGCCGGCAGCGGUGGAAGGCGAAGUUCAAUCCCAGAGUCCGCCCCCUGAACUGGGGCCUUUCCGCAGGAGGAAGCUCUGAAAGACAGGGGACCCAGUGCCAUUCCCCUGGGAAUUGUCGCUUGCAUUCAGCUGUUCUACACAAUGGACUCAGUACCUGCCACUGUGCCUUCUAUCACCGCUACCCCGGGGGACCCGGAACUUCUGGGACCCCUGUCGGUGCUCUACGCAGCCUUCAUAGCCAAGCUGCUGGAGCUAGUUGCUACAUUGCCUGAUGAUGUUCAGCCUGGGCCUGAUUUUUAUGGAUUGCCAUGGAAACCUGUGCUUAUCACUGCCUUCUUGGGAAUUGUUUCGUUUGCCGUUUUCUUCUGGAGAACUGUCCUUGUUGUGAAGAGUAGAGUAUAUCAAGUCACGGAACAGCAAAUUUCUGAGAAGUUGAAGAUUAUCAUGAAAGAAAAUACAGAACUUGUACAAAAAUUAUCAAAUUAUGAACAGAAGAUCAAGGAAUCAAAGAAACAUGUUCAGGAAACCAGGAAACAAAAUAUGAUUCUCUCUGAUGAAGCAAUUAAAUUUAAGGAUAAAAUCAAGACACUUGAAAAAAAUAAUGAAAUUCUGGGUGACGCAGCUAAAAAUCUUCGUGUUAUGUUAGAGUCAGAGAGAGAACAGAAUGUCAAGAAUCAGGACUUGAUAUCAGAAAACAAGAAAUCUAUAGAGAAGUUAAAGGAUGCUAUUUCAAUGAAUGCCUCAGAAUUUUCAGAGGUUCAGAUUGCACUUAAUGAAGCUAAGCUUAGUGAAGAGAAGGUGAAGUCUGAAUGUCAUCGGGUUCAAGAAGAAAAUGCUAGGCUUAAGAAGAAAAAAGAGCAGUUGCAGCAGGAAAUCGAAGACUGGAGUAAAUUACAUGCUGAGCUCAGUGAGCAAAUCAAAUCAUUUGAGAAGUCUCAGAAAGAUUUGGAAGUAGCUCUUACUCACAAGGAUGAUAAUAUUAAUGCUUUGACUAAUUGCAUUACACAGUUGAAUCGGUUAGAGUGUGAAUCUGAAUCUGAGGGUCAAAAUAAAGGUGGAAAUGAUUCAGAUGAAUUAGCAAAUGGAGAAGUGGGAGGUGACCAGAAUGAGAAGAUGAAAAAUCAGAUUAAGCAGAUGAUGGAUGUCUCUCGGACACAGACUGCAAUAUCGGUAGUUGAAGAGGAUCUAAAACUUUUAAAACUUAAACUAAGAGGCUCCGUGUCCACUAAAUGUAACCUGGAAGACCAGAUAAAGAAAUUGGAAGAUGACCGCAACUCACUACAAGCUGCCAAAGCUGGACUGGAAGAUGAAUGCAAAACCCUGAGGCAGAAAGUGGAGAUUCUGAAUGAACUCUAUCAGCAGAAGGAGAUGGCUUUGCAAAAGAAACUGAGUCAAGAAGAGUUUGAACGACAAGAAAGAGAGCACAGGCUGUCAGCGGCAGAUGAAAAGGCAGUUUCGGCUGCAGAGGAAGUAAAAACUUACAAGCGGAGAAUUGAAGAAAUGGAGGAUGAAUUACAGAAGACAGAGCGGUCAUUUAAAAACCAGAUCGCUACCCAUGAGAAGAAAGCUCAUGAAAACUGGCUCAAAGCUCGUGCUGCAGAAAGAGCUAUAGCUGAAGAGAAAAGGGAAGCUGCCAACUUGAGACACAAAUUAUUAGAAUUAACACAAAAGAUGGCAAUGCUGCAAGAAGAACCUGUGAUUGUAAAACCAAUGCCAGGAAGACCAAAUACACAAAACCCUCCACGGAGAGGUCCUCUGAGCCAGAAUGGCUCUUUUGGCCCAUCCCCUGUGAGUGGUGGAGAAUGCUCCCCUCCAUUGACAGUGGAGCCACCCGUGAGACCUCUCUCUGCUACGCUCAGUCGAAGAGAUAUGCCUAGAAGUGAAUUUGGAUCAGUGGACGGGCCUCUACCUCAUCCUCGAUGGUCAGCUGAGGCAUCUGGGAAACCCUCUCCUUCUGAUCCAGGAUCUGGUACAGCUGCCAUGAUGAACAGCAGCUCAGGAGGCUCUUCCCCUAACAGGGUAAUCGAUGAAGGCAAGGUUAAUAUGGCUCCAAAAGGGCCCCCUCCUUUCUCAGGAGUCCCUCUCAUGAGCACCCCCAUGGGAGGCCCUAUACCACCACCCAUUCGAUAUGGACCACCACCUCAGCUCUGCGGACCUUUCGGGCCUCGGCCACUUCCUCCACCCUUUGGCCCUGGUAUGCGUCCACCACUAGGCUUAAGAGAAUUUGCACCAGGCGUUCCACCAGGAAAACGGGACCUGCCUCUCCACCCUCGGGAAUUUUUACCUGGACACACACCAUUUAGACCUUUAGGUCCACUUGGCCCAAGAGAGUACUUUAUUCCUGGUGCCCGAUUACCACCCCCAACCCAUGGUCCCCAGGAUUACCCACCACCACCUGCUGCAAGAGACUUACCACCAUCAGGCUCUAGAGAUGAUCCUCCUCCUGCCUCUCAGAGCACUAGCCAGGACUGUUCACAGGCUUUAAAACAGAGCCCAUAACUAUGAUCUCUGACGUUUCGUUGGAGAGAAAGUGUACUGUGCAUUAUUCAUUACAGUAAAAGAUUUCAUUGGCUUCAAAAUCCAAAAGUUUAUUUUAAAAGGUUUGUUGUUAGAACUACGCUGCCUUGGCAGUGUGCAUUUUUGAGCCAAACAAUUCAGAAAUGUCAUUUCUUCCCUAAAUAAGACACCUUUUAAGCUAGAGCGUCCUUACAACUUUGAAAUGUGCAAUAAAGAAUACCUGUGUUUUAGCUAAUGUAGCAUAUGUAAUUGCUAAAUGAUUUAGAAUGUCAUGAAAAAUAUGAACAUUUCCUGUGGAAAUGCUUUAAGAACAUGUAUUUCCAUUAUCCUAUUUUUAGUGUACACCAGCUGAAUACGGAGCAAUGGUGUUUAUAAGCGUUUUUUUUUUUAAACUAUCUGGUCACAAAGACUGUUACGCUAAAAAUGUUUACUAAAGGAUCACUAAACUUCAUCUCCCCUCUUGCUGAAGUUCUUUGUAGUAACAGCUCAUAAAAAUUUGUUAUUAAUAUUUCCCAAGUGUCUGUUGAUUCAUUGGACUGUUAAUGAGGCUUGUGCGAUUUGGGGAACAUGUACACUCAGGCUCCCAGAACUGAUGAUGGUGGCUGGUGGCACACUUCCGGCUGCUACCCCGUCACCUGUGAACUCUACAAGUGAUGUCUUUUUAUUUCAAAGAAGUUUAUUUCCCACUUGUAUAGCAUUCACAUGCUUUCUUUACGAUCCUCAUUGUCUAUUUUAGAAUGGUUUUCUGAGAGUGAGUUUACAUUAGUAGCAAGAGUUGUUUGACCUGAUGUUCUAUUGCUUUUACCAUUCCUGUAGAAAAAAGGUACACAACAGAAAAAUGAAAAUGAUGUGUCAUGGCCAUAAAAGUACAGAAAUCUUUAAAAAUUUUAAAAUGUACAGUCUCGUCUUUCCCAUUCCUUGCCACUGAUUUUUGAGGAAUAUAAUAAAAAGAUUGGAAGAGUA
Messenger RNA from Mandrillus leucophaeus (drill), 3512 nucleotides. It is a transcript of the gene MIA3, whose product is annotated as melanoma inhibitory activity family, member 3. Gene Ontology annotation, biological process: protein secretion; vesicle cargo loading; endoplasmic reticulum to Golgi vesicle-mediated transport. The coding region runs from base 174 to 2531 and encodes 785 amino acids. NCBI's taxonomy places the organism in Eukaryota, Metazoa, Chordata, Mammalia, Primates, Cercopithecidae. The record is from RefSeq and is a predicted model, not a curated record. Gene Ontology annotation, cellular component: endoplasmic reticulum exit site; endoplasmic reticulum membrane. The transcript is spliced from 23 exons.